Sarcophilus harrisii (Tasmanian devil) is the source of this 1779-nucleotide messenger RNA. It is a transcript of the gene PRR29, whose product is annotated as proline rich 29. The coding region runs from base 402 to 956 and encodes 184 amino acids. The record is from RefSeq and is a predicted model, not a curated record. NCBI's taxonomy places the organism in Eukaryota, Metazoa, Chordata, Mammalia, Dasyuromorphia, Dasyuridae. The transcript is spliced from 5 exons.
GUUUCUUUCAUUGGCCUGUUUCCUCCCUUCCAUCUUUCCCUCCCUUCAUCCCUCUCCUUCCCCAUUCUUCUUGAUAACUGAUCAUAUAUAGUUCUCUUCUGCCCUCCCCCGGAGCUUUACCUUUUUCUUCAUUAUUGGAAAAACUAUUGCCUCACCCCUCCCUUCCAUUGAUUGGUUUCCCCCCCCCCGCCCAUCCUAAUCCCUCAUUGCUCCACCUUCCAUUUUCUUAGCGUUCCACCCUUUCCCUCUUUUGAUUGGUCCCCUCCUCUCCAUGAGUUUCGCCUCUCCCCUUUAUCGGCCUGCCUGGGCUCCUGGUUAGAUCCCGCCCUUUAGGUCCCCUAGACUUUCGGUUGUGUAAGACUACGUCGUCAUAGUAACUGCUGCCUCUUAGAGUUCUCGCCAUGGCGGGGAGAGAUGGCUGGAGUUCUAAUGGCGCUGGUGCUCAAGUCGCUCAACUCCAGCGCUCAGCGCCUUCAGUAACUAUCCUGCAGUCUCUCCCACGGGUCUGGGAACCUCCUCAUCAGCCAGGACACAUAAAGGAAGACUUACUGUCACUGAUGAUGCUACAGAACAUUCAAAUGCACCAGCUGCUCAUGAAUCGCCUGACAAUGAGUGCCCUUGAUUCCAAGCUCCUGACUUCCCAGGUCAACAUGUUGAACCUGCAGGAUGAAAAAGGAGAGGAAGAAGAGGAGAUACUAGUGUUUCACCACCAUUACCUGCCUUGGAGAAGAGUGCCCCCACCCCCACCUCCCAGUGCCACAGGGACAGUGGGUGCUGAUGUACCACCUGCCUCAGGUAGGGCUCUACCCCAACUCAUUUUUCAACCCUAUCGAUGUGGCAAGAUUGAAAAGAAUCAGGACUGGGACCAAGGCCUGACUUUAAGCUUUAGGGGAUGUAUUUGUAGUCCAUCAGACACACACUUCCUGCCCUCAAUGUGGUGUCUAUUGCUUUGGUAAGAUGGACUGCAAGCUGAAAGGUAAUUUUAUUCCAUUCUAUUCAUAUGUUCCCCUCGUCACUCUUACUAGAUGGUUGUCCAUGCAGAUCUUCUUCUCUACCCAUGAUCCAGCUGUAAAUUUUUCUGACCCUUUUCUUUUUCCCUUACCAAGAUGGUUACUUUCUCCUUAGACUACUAUGACGUGGCAGAGGGACAAUUGUGACACUACCCUCGGUGGACUGGCUUCUCUGGCUACUUGGUAGGAGAGUCACAUGUUCUACAACCUAUCAUCUUGGGCAGCUACAGAUGAGGCAGUUUGUGGGACCAAGAGCCUUAUCCUCCUCUGCUUUUUCUCUGAUGCCAUGCCUCCUGUUUGUUUUUGUAAUGUUCUCUGCAAGCCUUAAACUUCCCAAUUUCAAAGUCUCAUCCAAAGUACUUAAUGCUUUUCCAUAUGGAACCUCCCUACUGGAGGAGGGUCAGUGCUAAGAUUCAAUGUUUUAGGGAGUUAAGGUGGAAAUAAAGACCCUGGGAACAGAUAUCUGUGUCCCCUCUUCUCCCCCCUAUAUUUCUCUCUCUAUCAUAUUACAGCUCCCAUCUUCUCUCCACUUCUCCAACCUUAUAUAUCUCCUGUGCAGUGUUAACUUCCAUUUCUCAUCCCAGAUAGACUGGUUAGUUUGACCACUGCCCUUCCCUAUGCAGUUCUCCUUUUCCACUCUAGGAGUUAGAGGUGGGAAGGAUUGUUGAGAUUAUCUAGUCUAAUCCUUGCAUUUUUCAGAAGAAACUAAGGUUCAGAAGGGAGAUCUGGCUUGUCCAAGGCUACACAGGAAAUAAAUAGAUCACCUGAA